Molecule: messenger RNA, 825 nt
Organism: Perkinsus marinus ATCC 50983
Lineage: Eukaryota; Perkinsozoa; Perkinsida; Perkinsidae
Exons: 1
Coding region: 1-825 (274 amino acids)
Source: RefSeq, a predicted model, not a curated record
AUGUCCGGUGCCGGUUCUAUGAUCGCCUUGGGCCCUUUCUUCGCAAUAUGUCAAGGCUGCGGCGUGUCAAUGCAGAAGGGCCUCUUAUCUCUGUUGAAGCAAGUCGGUAUAACGUACGCUGUCAACGCUUUCGUGCGCUAUAGUGUCAACAAUAUGCUGCCCGAGGGCUUCUAUGAGACUUAUCCAUGGGGCCCUGCCUUGGAGCUAAUGCUCUCUUGUUUGGACCUGCUGGGUAUGGUCCAAAUCAUAUUCUAUUCAGACUGCCUCAAGGUGGGCUUCGACGAUGAUGCGCGUCGAGCACUAGCUGUUGGAGUUACUUGGGCAACCUUGGAGGUCAUUCGCUACAACUACAACUGGGGUCUCACCGUAGAAAUGCACCAGUCAAAGCUAGCGGUCUUCACUCCGUCAACUCUCAACAGCAACAUUGUUCUUGCUGGUGACGUGUCACUGGCUGUCGGCAUUUGGUUGACCUACAAGUUCGGUCGUGAACUACUUCCUCUCGCUGUAGUGUUCUUAUCUGUAUUUGUUCUCCCCGGCUUGAGCAUUUAUCUUCGCGCGGCUUUGGGUAUGCACGACUAUGAUAACGAGUUCAUGGGCAUUGUUAUGACAGUCGCCGGUCUGAUAUCACUGUUCGCGUACUGGGUGUGGGCCAAGUACUAUCCGGAGGGGUCGGCUAAGCAAGCGGAGCUCGACGAGAUAGCCGAGGAGAAGCGUCAGAAGGAGGCUCUUGCGAAGGAAGAGGAGACCAAGUCUGGCGAUAUGGUUCCUCAGCGUCGAAGCAAGAAAGCAAGGGCAGCGGCGGCUAAGAAGAACAGACAUGAUUGA